AUGGAGGGUGGAAGUAGUUCCAGCAAGAAGCCGAAUACUGCGUCCAUUAAUAUAGAAAACAACUCCAUCGUGUUCGAAAUGGACUCGCAUAAAAUUACACACAACAAUCAUAUUCUUCACAAAUUAGAAGAGGAUGGACCUACUACUCCGGAUGAAAAAGCAAAAGAACUAUUAACAAAGAUAGCCGAAACAAAGUUUUUAUAUGCUCUAAAAUUGCUUUUUGAAAACCCGCUUAAUCAAUUUUCGCCUCGAGUUCUUAGGGAUUCAUUAAUUGAAUUAUCUGAUCCGACACCUUUUGACUAUUAUGAAAAACAAAGUGAGGUUGUAUUAGAAUUACACUUACGCACUUAUGUUGCUGUCUUAGAACAAAUUUGCUUCUCACCAAUGCGUUUAAGUAAAGAACUUCGAGAUAGAGUUUACAACUCUUUGGCAAUGUUUUCAGAGAUUCAUAGAAAAAUAGCGCAGGUAAUGCAAGAAGGAAUUAAUAAUAACUUUAGAUCGAAUUUCAAUCAAUUCAAUCAACGAAAUGAUGAUAUAAACGACAGAAAUAUCAUUAAAAUUAAAAGACGUAACUAUAAUAUUGACUUUUUAUUAAUUCACUUACGAGAUACAUUACAUAGCUUGCGUGAUGACGAAACUUGGUAUCAAGAAAUUUUGAGGAGAACUAAAGAUUUGUUAAAGGUCGCUUUAAAUAUUACACCGGGAAUUUUAUCGAAUGUAGCGCCCAUUCCAAAUGACAAUUGUUCGAUAUUAAAUAUGCUUACUCAAUUGCGUCAAGGCCUAAGUUUUAAAUAUCCGGUGGCGUCUUAUUAUGUGGAUUGGAGAAUUAUGUUAAUAAUUCAUAAUAAUCUGUUCAGAUGGAUGGAGAAUAAAAAAAAUAUAAUUAGUAAGAAGUUUGGAGAAAGAAUCUUGAUAGAAUACCUUUGGGGUUACUCGGAGAUAGAAUGGAAUAAUAUUGCUGAUAAAUCCAUGUUAGAUUCGCAAACAAAGUUUGAUGAAGUUUCAAAUAAACUUGUCAAGAUAUUAAGAAAUUCUGGAAGUUUCAUAAAUGAUCUUGCCGGAAACGAGCCUCUCACAUUACCAAAUACGUUAUGGUUUGGAGUAUUAGAUCUUGCACAAAAUCUUGUACUGAAAUCUACCCAACCAGUUAUUUAUGGACUUUGUUAUUAUUUGGCAAUUGAAUCACUCAAUAGAGCGCCAAACAGUUUUAUUCAAUAUAAAGCAAUUGAAAUAUUAUUACAAUUACAAACAAUGAAUCACGAAACAUUUUCAAUGAUAGACCUUGAUUUUGAUCAAUAUAUUCAAAAAUUAGAAACGGAUGCUUCAGAAAAAUUUCAAAGCUUAUUAUCAUUUACUAAAGAAAAAUGUCACAUUGAUUUCAAUUUACUAAACGAUGAGAUCGAAAACGGAAAAGGAAAAGGAAAAGGUAUAGAUCAAAAUAGGAAAGAAAAAAUAAUAAUUUCUUUCGAUAUUUUAAACGUUAUUGCAGAUGAAAUGGCUUGUCCGAUUAGUAAUGAACCAGAGGAGCAAUUAUGUAUCCUGAAAUGUCAACACGUGCUUUCAUUAAAUAAUUUAAACAAAUUAAGACAAAAAACUUGUCCUAAAUGUAGAGAGCUAAUUGAAGAAAAUAAUAUUAAACAUUUAUCACAAAAUGCUAUUUAUAAAAAUUUAUAUUCAUAUCUUCUUGAUGGAGGAUAUAUUUUACCUUCAACUGAGUUAGAAGAUUUAAAUCAAAAUACAUAUGAAA
Molecule: messenger RNA, 1747 nt
Organism: Funneliformis caledonium
Lineage: Eukaryota; Fungi; Glomeromycota; Glomeromycetes; Glomerales; Glomeraceae
Source: the annotation of a GenBank genome assembly